Molecule: messenger RNA, 819 nt
Organism: Scheffersomyces stipitis CBS 6054
Lineage: Eukaryota; Fungi; Ascomycota; Pichiomycetes; Serinales; Debaryomycetaceae
Exons: 1
Coding region: 1-819 (272 amino acids)
Source: RefSeq, a predicted model, not a curated record
AUGAAAGAUCUUCCAUUCAAUCACGAAUGGGAAAUUGUCUUCUAUGUCCAACUUAUUUGGUUUGCCCUCUUGUGUGUUACUACAGUCACGUUGGUGACUUUAAAUUUUGCAUUUAUUAGCUCCGCUGGUUUGAAAGGGUUUUGCAUUUAUUUCACUGUUUUCACACUUCUUAAAUUUGCUGGUGGUAUAACUGGGGUUAUUCUUUUACUGCAUAAGAAUUUGGUUUCGGGUUUGUUUAUCGCCACAUACAUUUUCAAUACUGUUUCUCUUGGUGUUUUGACCAAGUCUUUAUUUCCAUACUUGGAGACUAUGUUGAAGGGAGACCCAAGAAUGGGCAAAUUGGAAGAACCUGAUCAACCGCAAUUUAAAUUUGGAAGGUUCAAUUUUACUCCAUUGAGAGUUGUGACACUUACGAUUCUUGCUGCUAUUAUUUGUUCAAUUGUGGGCUCUUCUAGUAUUUCAACUGAUGGUCCAACUCCCUCGUCAACAAAUACUCUAUUCAGAGUCUCUUCGGUCCUCUUUACGCUUUGUGUUCUUGCCAUGACUGCAAUUUUAAUCUAUAUUGCUAAUAAGCACGCAGUAUUCACAAGAAUUUGCAUGUUUCUUUUGGUUGCCGCUCCUCUCUUAUUGGUGAGAUGUGUUUACUCGUUGUUAUCUUCAUUCCACGGAAUUAGUUUUGGCAAUCCAAGCAAGUACAUGAUUAUCUUUGGCGACUAUAAGUACUAUGCAUUGAUGGCAUUGUUGGAAGAAGGGUUGGUUGGAGUAGUAUUUAUUAUUACGUUUUUCUGGUUCAUGAAACUAGAAAAGACUCUUCUAUAG